This is a messenger RNA of Octodon degus (degu), 3859 nucleotides long. RefSeq names its product transglutaminase 2 (gene Tgm2). The transcript is spliced from 13 exons. The record is from RefSeq and is a predicted model, not a curated record. Gene Ontology annotation, molecular function: protein-glutamine gamma-glutamyltransferase activity. Bases 149 to 2221 code for a protein of 690 amino acids. Gene Ontology annotation, biological process: peptide cross-linking. Lineage: Eukaryota; Metazoa; Chordata; Mammalia; Rodentia; Octodontidae.
UUCGCCCGCCCCGCCUUCCCGUGGCCCCGCCCAGGCCCGUCCCCCAGAGGGCUAUAAGUCCAAGUCCCAGCCGCGCAACAGUGGUCUGCACUGCUCAGUCGCCACCUUCCCGGACCCGCCGCUAGGAGACGAGGAACUUGGCCCGACCAUGGCCGAGGAGCUGGUCCUGGAGAGAUGUGACUUGCAGCUGGAGGUCAAUGGCCGUGACCACCGCACGGCCGACCUGUGCCGGGAGAAGCUGGUAUUGCGGCGGGGCCAGCCCUUCUGGUUGACACUGCACUUUGAGGGCCGUGGCUACGAGUCCAGUGUGGACACUCUCACCUUCAAUGCGUCAACAGGCCCAGCCCCCAGCGAGGAGGCCGGGACCAUGGCCCACUUCUCACUGUCUGGCGCUGUGGAGAGCGGAGCCUGGUCAGCCUCAGCAGUGGACCAGCAGGACAGCUCCCUCUCACUGCUGCUCAGCACUCCAGCUAAUGCCCCCAUCGGCUUGUACCACCUCAGCCUGGAAACCUCCACUGGCUACCAGGGCUCCAGCUUCUCCCUGGGCCACUUCACCCUGCUCUUCAACGCCUGGUGCCCAGCGGAUGCCGUCUAUGUGAACUCAGACCAGGAGCGGCAGGAGUACGUGCUCACCCAGCAGGGCUUCAUCUACCAGGGCUCGGCCAAGUUCAUCAAGAGCAUACCUUGGAACUUUGGGCAGUUUGAAGAUGGGAUCCUGGACGUUUGCCUGAUGCUCCUGGACCUCAACCCCAAGUUCCUGAAGAAUGCUGGCCGAGACUGCUCACGCCGCAGCAGCCCUGUCUACGUGGGCCGGGUGGUGAGCGGCAUGGUCAACUGCAAUGAUGACCAGGGUGUGUUGCUGGGGCGCUGGGACAACAACUAUGCAGAUGGCAUCAGCCCUAUGUCCUGGAUUGGCAGUGUGGACAUCCUGCGGCGCUGGAAGGACGAUGGAUGCCAGCGCGUCAAGUACGGCCAGUGCUGGGUCUUCGCUGCUGUGGCCUGCACAGUGCUGCGGUGCCUUGGUGUUCCUACCCGAGUUGUGACCAACUAUAACUCAGCCCAUGACCAGAACAGCAACCUGCUCAUCGAGUACUUCCGCAACGAAUUCGGGGAGAUCGAGGGGAACAAGAGCGAGAUGAUCUGGAACUUCCACUGCUGGGUGGAGUCGUGGAUGACCAGGCCGGACCUGGAGCCUGGGUACGAGGGGUGGCAGGCCCUGGACCCCACACCCCAGGAGAAGAGCGAAGGGACGUACUGCUGUGGCCCAGUCCCGGUUCGUGCCAUCAAGGAGGGUGACCUGAGCACCAAGUAUGACGCCCCUUUCGUGUUUGCGGAGGUCAACGCUGACGUGGUGGACUGGAUCCGGCAGGAGGAUGGGUCCAUGCACAAGUCUGUCAACCAUUCCCUGGUCGUGGGGCAGAAGAUCAGCACUAAGAGCGUGGGCCGAGAUGAGCGGGAGGACAUUACGUACACCUACAAGUACCCAGAGGGGUCUGAAGAGGAGAGGGAAGCUUUCACGAGGGCCAACCACCUGAAUAAACUGGAGAAGGAGGAGGCUAAGGAGGAAACAGGGGUGGACAUGCGCAUCCGUGUGGGCCAGAGCAUGAAUAUGGGCAGUGACUUCGACGUCUUCGCCUACAUUACCAACGGCACUGCGGAGAGCCGUGAAUGCCGCCUCCUACUCUGUGCACGCACUGUCAGCUACAAUGGGGUCCUGGGGCCCGAGUGCGGCACCAAGGACCUGCCAGACCUGACCCUGGAUCCCUUUUCAGAGCAGAGCAUUCCCCUGAACAUCCUCUAUGAAAAGUACCGUGACUGCCUGACCGAGUCCAACCUCAUCAAGGUGCGGGGCCUCCUCAUUGAGCCAGCAGCCAACAGCUACGUGCUGGCUGAGAGGGACCUCUACCUGGAGAAUCCAGAAAUCAAGAUCCGGGUCCUGGGGGAGCCCAAGGUGAACCGCAAGCUGGUGGCCGAGGUGUCCCUGAAGAAUCCGCUCCCCGUGGAGCUGCUGGGUUGUAUCUUCGUUGUGGAGGGUGCUGGCCUGACCAAGGAGCAGAAGUCCAUAGAGGUCCCAGACUCUGUGGAAGCAGGCGAGCUAGUGAAGGUGCGGGUAGACCUGCUGCCGACGGAACUAGGCCUCCACAAGCUGGUGGUGAACUUCGAGUGCGACAAGCUGAAGGCAGUGAAGGGCUAUCGGAACGUCAUCAUAGGCCCAGCUUAAAGGAGCCCUGUACCCACCUCAGCCUGCUGGAAGCCCCCAACCAGACCUGGUCUUUAUCCCAAGCUAAUGGGCAGAAUGGGCUGCUUAGGGCAGGGAUGGGCUGCAUGGGGGCCCUGUGGCACAGAAUGUGCUUCCCGCUCAUCUUGUCCCACUGAAUCGAGUCCCCCACCCUGUGCCAACAUGGAAUACUCUGUGGCAACAUGGUGCCAAUUCCGACCUAGGCUGACUGGAGCUGGGGUGGGAGAAGGGAUAGUUUCUCUCCCUGCCCAGCCCCAGGCCCUCCUGGAGAGCCACUGGCUACCCAGCUGUUCAGUCUGCUCCAUAGCCCCGUGGAGCAGGCCAGCACAGGACAGUGUGCACACUGGCUGGGCCAAGGAGCUCAGCUGCCCAGCGAUGUCCUGUACCUCUUGCCUAUGGCGCUCAGGCCCCGGCAGCCUUUUUAAGUGCCAAAGCCAGAAGGGGAUGGGGAACAUCCUGGCAGACAUGCCUGCCUGCCUGGUCCAGCUCCCCACCUGCCUAUUGUUGGAGCCCUGGCCCAGCAGCCUUCUCCCCACAUCUCCACUGGGAAGCGCCUCUGCACCAGGUAUCUCCUGUGCUUGCAGUGCUGGAAUGUAUAGGGCUCCUGGCUGGUUCGCUACCAUGAGGGCUGCAUCCUGGUGAGGAAGCUGAGGCUCGGAGCGGCCACUGCCCUCUCCACACUGGACUACUGGGGGUGCGUGGCACGUGCACAGCUAGAGUUAGGAAGGCCUGGGUCAGAGACACAGCCUCCUGGCUCAAGGCCAGCACUGCAUUUAUGACAGCAGCUCUGACCUGAGAAUGACCGAGAGGCCAUUGGGGGACUGACUGCAAAGGGCCCAGUGGGGGCCAGGAGGUAGGGAAGGAGCUGGUGGGCUUUGGGGGAACUGGGGAUCAGAACCCUCCCUGGGUUUGAACUCCAAGUCUUGUCAGAUUCUGCCUUUCCUUUUCUGGGCCUCAGUUUCCUCAUUAAUCCACUGGGUGACUGAAGUGGCACAUCUCCAGUGUGCUCUUGCCCCUAAGCCUCUGUGCCUUACAUGGCCGGUUUUGUGAAUAACCCCUGGGCCCAGGCCGUUUCCAAGAGGGAAGCCUGAUCACCAGCCAUCCUGCUCCCCACCUGCACCCAGGCCCCUCCCUGCAGAUCCGGGUGCUAGGGGAGGAGAACCAGUGCCUGCCCACACAAUGUCUAGCCAUCACAGGCGCCUCAGCUGCCUGCCUGGUCACUAACCAACAAAGCCAGUGCCCUCAUACCCCUCCUGCCCAGCCAGCGCCCUGGCACAGUCCGGCCCCGAGGAAGUGUGGGGAACACGUAGGUUAUCAUCUCUGAGUCUACCCUUGCAUGCUCUCUGUAUGACCAGGCCUCCCUCAGGCUGGACAGGAUGGGGCAGUCUCUACUGGGGGUGCAGGCACAGCCUCUGGGGCUCCUGAGAUCCCAGAGGGGCUUGGGGAAAAAUCACAUCAGUGCCUUUAAAACUCUCUGCUUUGCACAUAGAGAACCACAAGAUGAGCUGACCUGGGGGAUUUAUAUAAAUACUGCGCUGUUUCUCUGUAGAUUUAUAUAUACAUUUUCAGGUUUCCAGCAGGCAGUAGUUGUACUUUUGAAGCACAAGGAGCAAACACUGA